Molecule: messenger RNA, 5199 nt
Organism: Etheostoma spectabile (orangethroat darter)
Lineage: Eukaryota; Metazoa; Chordata; Actinopteri; Perciformes; Percidae
Gene: sipa1
Product: signal-induced proliferation-associated 1
Exons: 17
Coding region: 902-4717 (1271 amino acids)
Biological process (GO): regulation of small GTPase mediated signal transduction
Cellular component (GO): cytoplasm
Molecular function (GO): GTPase activator activity
Source: RefSeq, a predicted model, not a curated record
GAGAGACAGACAGAGAGGAGAAAGAGGGGGUUGGCUCUAGUGUGAUGUGAAUGGAAUAGAAUCAGCGCGAGAGGGAGAAAGAGGGAGGAGGACGGCACAAAUCAACCUGUCUCUUGACUUCAACAACAGAAUAGAGGAGCCGGUAGACAGAGAUCGGGAAGUGUGCGUGUUGUUUUAUUUUUAUUUUUGGAGAGAGGAAGAGAACGGCAGACAGGAGGAACUGAAGGAGGAGGAGAAAGAGCCUCACCGUGGAGAUAGAUAGCAGAAAAAUGCUGUCAUGGGGAGAGAAGGGGAGGGAGUCGCUAGAGAGGAACAGGAUGAAACAAGGCAGGGUCGAGCAGAGCUGAAAUGUGGAGGGCCAAACAGAGAUCGCGCCGAGAAACGGACUGACUGAGAUGUGACCUUAGAGGGGUGGCCAGUGGACCAGACCAAAAGGAAGCAGCAGGCACUGAAGAGUGCAGAUGAAUGGAUGCCAUGUUAGAAGGGUUAAUAGAGAUAGAGCCUCUCCUACACAGAGGACUCUUGCUCCAGUGAUGAUCCUCUCAUCCUUACUCCGCAGAAAGGAGCCCCCCCAAAACUGGAGCACCACCAAAACACACAUCUGCACACCUGGACGAACGCCUGCAACGGGACACAGCUGCAUAUUCUCUUCAAUCCUCUUCAUUUACACUCAAGAACUUGUUGGGUUGUGAUAACAAAGUGUGGCACCUCACAGAGACAUAUAGUAGAGCCCAAGGGUUGAGAAAGUUCACCUCUCUUAAGUGGGUUUUUCAUCUUAACAGUGCUCCCAUUUUACACCAGCACAAUAGAGACCAGGACAGAAAUUUUACUGAAAGAGCAGAAAAGUUCUGGACAAGAGCGGGGAAACGAUUGUUAGACUGGAGUAGGCUUCUAAGGCAGCAUGCAGUCAGAUGACCUCUUUGUCCGCAAGUUUCGCCGUCAGAACAUGCGGCCAACUAUUGCCACUGUCAACUUUGACCCCAAACGAGAAGCAAGUGUAGUGGAGUGGCCGCCAAGGAGGGAGGCUGAUGGAGCUGAUGGAGACAGCCUCACUCCAAGCCGUGUGGGACUGACGCUGAGGUCGGUGGGCCGGGGCCACAUCAUGCAGAGAAGUAACAGCGAUGUAACCUUAGGAGACUUGGAUUCCUCCGGGAAGGCAGGAGGGAAAGCAGCUCGGGGGGUUGGUGAGAAGGUGGGUGCGGGUGCUCAGGGGGAUGGUGGUGUGCUGCUACAUAGGGAAUACGGCAGCCUGUCCUCACUGGAGAGACAGACUCAAGCCCAGGAGCUGAACACAGACGACCAGGGGCCCCUGAGUCCAAAUGCCCUUCGUUUCAAAGACCCUUUCCUGCUUUUGGGACUGCAGGGCAACCCUCCAGAACCUGAUGGAUUCUUUCGGGGUCUAUCUGUUUCCACAGGGGACUCCCCAAAACCUGCCAAGCCGCCAAAGCCUGAAGGUCUGAGUAAGAAGACCAAACCCCCUCAGAUCCCUCAACCAGGUCCGUAUGACAACAUUGGGGGCGGAGCCUGGGUGAGGAACUUUGCCCACUACGAUGUUCAGAGCAUCCUGUUUGACCUCACCGAGGCAGCCACAAACAGAGACAGCAUUGGACGGAAAAAGAAUAUCACCUCAGGGGCUUCAGCUGCCUCCCAGCUGCGCCCCCUUUCUCAAGCCACCCCGUCCUCACCUGCGCAGGGCGGGGGAGGCAACGGGCUGAAUGCAGAUGACCCUGAGCAGUCGCUUCUGGACGAAGGGGAUGGCAAUGAUAACGAGCUCCUGCUCAGCUGCCCCCACUUCCGAAAUGAGACAGGGGGAGAAGAGCAGGUGGGUCUGGGUCAAUCCCAGGGGAGGCAAGGACUCUGGUCGAGCCUGCGAACCCCCAACGAUGCAGUGUCGGUCCUGGAAGAGCCCAGAGAGAGUCACGUCCAACAGCAGGGCAAGAGCAACUACUUUAUAGAGCAUGCAGAUCUAGGAGCCCAUUACUACCGCAAAUAUUUCUACAUGAAAGAACACCAGAAUUUCUUCGGCAUGGACGAUCGUCUCGGUCCAGUGGCAAUCAGUUUCCGUCGAGAUGAGAAAGAAGGAUCCAGCGGAGCUCAGUACAAUUACAGAAUCAUCUUUCGCACCACAGAGAUGAAGACACUGCGAGGUUCCAUCUUGGAGGAGUCUGUGCCUUCUGCCGCUCGUCACACAACCCCUCGAGGCUUGUCUCCCAAGAGGUUGCUGGAGUUCAUCAUGCCUGAACUGAACCUGCACUGCCUUCGCUUGGCCUCAAACUCCCCCAAGGUCCGGGACACCCUGCUGAAGCUGGAUGAACAGGGCCUGAAUUUCCAGCGAAAGGUUGGGGUGAUGUACUGCCGGGCCGGGCAGAGCUCAGAGGAAGACAUGUACAACAAUGAGAGCUCUGGCCCGGCCUUUGAGGAGUUCCUGGAUCUGCUCGGGGGGCGCGUGCGGCUGAAGGGCUGGGAGAAAUACCGGGCUCAGCUGGACAACAAGACCGACUCAACUGGGACGCACUCCCUCUAUACGCGCUACCAGGACUAUGAGAUUAUGUUUCAUGUAUCCACUAUGCUGCCCUACACAGCCAACAACACACAACAGUUGUUGAGGAAGCGACACAUCGGUAACGACAUCGUGACGAUCGUGUUUCAGGAGCCAGGCGCCCUACCCUUCACUCCAAAGGCCAUCCGCUCCCAUUUCCAACAUGUCUUCAUCAUCGUUCAGGUUCAUGAGCAAUGCUCUGACCACACCUAUUACAGGGUGGCUGUGACACGCUCUAAAGACAUGCCAUUAUUUGGCCCGCUGUUCCCUAAGGGCGCCCGAUUCCCUCGCUCGUCUGCCUUUAGAGACUUCCUCCUGGCGAAGGUAGUGAAUGCUGAAAACGCUGCGGAGAAGUCCGAAAAGUUCCGCUCCAUGGCCACCCGCACACGGCAGGAAUACCUUAAGGACCUAGCCGAAAACUAUGUGACCACCACGCCCAUCGACUCCUCCACCAAGUUCCCCCUGCUCUCUCUGGGAGGCAAGCGCAAAGACAAGCUGAAGGGUGCCAAAGGGGCUGAGCUGCACAGUGCCGGGGCACUGGUGUGGGCUGUGAUGGUCAACAGCGGAGAUGAAGUGGAGGCGGGGGAGCACAGGCUCCCCUGUCUGCUCGGGGUGUCUGCUGAGUCGGUGGUGCUCAUUGAGAGGUGCACACGAAAAGUGGUGUUUAACUGCUCCUGUCGAGAUGUCAUUGGCUGGAAGGCAGUGACAGAGGCUAAGGAGGGGGGGCCCUGCUUGGAUAUCUUCUAUGAGCGCGGAGAGUCAGUGUCAAUCAGUGUGAUGGAGAGCCAGGCAGAGGAUAUACGAGAGGUGGUGCAGAGACUAGAGCUGGUGACGCGGGGCUGUGAGGCUCUCGAGGUUACCCCCCUGCGUGACGGAGUCGGGCAGCCCGGCUUUCUGAUGAACGAGGAGGGCUUUGUGACGGAGCUGCAGCGCUUCUGUUACGCUGAGAGCGGAGGUCUGCAGCUGUGGGCUCGCGUGGUGCGGCUGUGUGGACACUCGCUGGUUCACCUGAGCCCCGAGGAGAGGACCAGGCUGCUCCGCACUGCGCACAAGAUCCACAUCACUGUCAUCCCACCGGACGAGAACGGCAAGCCUCGCAGAAGUUUCUCCGAGCUGUACCAGAAAGCCAUCAAGGAUGCGGAGUGUAAACCCGGCGAGGCUCAGUCUGGAGUGGCCUGGGUACUCGACGAGAGGGAAGAAGAAGAGGAGGAUGAGGAGGAAAAGAAGGCGGAGGAGGAAAAGGAGGAGAAGGAGGAAGAAGCAAAGGAAGACGAGCUGAAGGCACCUGGGGUCAAUGAAGCGGACAUGACGGAGGUGCAGGUGGAGGCUGAAGAGGGCGAAGGACAGUUGUGUGAUGAAGGGCAAAGUGAUAGUAGCCGCGUCUCCCUCCUCACUCCGCCCAGCUUACCUUUGUUACGGGCCACUUCUCUGCAGGACCAACCAGCCAAUCAGAGCCAGGAGAACAGCGGCUCGCAGCUCACGCGGAGCUGCUCUUUGGAGAAACAGCUGUUCUACAGGGAGACGUGUGAUGGGCACGUGUACGACAACGUGGGGCUAAAGGGGGAACGCCACAUCUCUGAGAACAUCGGCGAGCUGAGAGACGCCACACCUGAUCUGAUCCUGGCUGUCAAACCCAAGGUUCCCCUAGAAGACGAACAGUUCAUGGGUGCUGAGUUUGGUGAUGACAAAGCUUCGGUGAGUGACUCGUCUUCCCGGUUGUCAUGUUUAGACCGAGCUGAAAGAAAUUCACGCGCCCUAAGUCUUCAUAACUCCAUCACCAAGAUUCUCUCAGAGACGACAGAUUCAACUGAGGAGGAGUGGCAGUCCAUUGCUGACCUGGCCACAGCCUGCCGCAGCAUCCUGGAGGCUUUGUCACGAGAGGACCGUAAAGCCGGAGACCCCUCGCAAGCAGGAGCUGACCAGACAGACGGCAAGCUGAAAGACUCAAAGGAAAAUGACUCUCCAGGCCACCUAGAAGAGAAGGUGUCGCAGCUGGAGUCCAUGCUGAAGAGGCUGCAGGAUGACCUGCAAAAGGAGAAGGAGGACAAGGCGGUGCUGCAGGCCGAGGUGCAGAGCCUCAGGCAGAACAACCAGCGGCUGCAGGAGGAGUCGCAGAGCACAGUGGCUCGCCUCAUCAAAGUCACCGAGCUGCUGUGCAACGUCAACAAGCCCUGUUAGCUUCACUGCUGCACGGGCAAAACACACAAAUUGGCAGAAAGAUGCUAAUCGUACAACGUGCUUGUAUGCUCAGUACGCUUAUUUUGUUUGUAGGCUACAUAUUUGCAAAGGCAGACACACACACACACACACACACACGCAUCCCCUUCAAUCUGUGUAUCACCACAGUCUCCAUCCUGAAUCCUGGACCUGCCUGUUGGUGAGGCAGUAUGCAAAUCAACCCAUGAAAAAGAAAGAAAUGACAUUUCCAAAACCCCAUGACCUUCACAGACUGACCAGUGUGCAGCUCUCAGGCUGCUGCGUUUGUGUUCUAUGCCAGAGUGCUUCUCUCGGUGUGUAUGACACAGUAUGUGCGGGGAUGUGUGCCACAUGUGUACGUGCGUGCGUCAGUAUGUGUGCGUCUCUUACUGUACUUUUGCUUCAAAUACUUGACAAGCUGGGCUGAAUAGCACAUGCAUAAAAAUUGGCAAUUAAUACUGAGA